AUGCCUCCAAAACAAAGACCCCCCUCCUCACCGGAGGAAGACCCUAAAAACCGUUCUACGCCAUCCAAAUCAAGGCCAAGUGGUCAAUCUUCGACUUCUAAGACCCCUCAAGUACCGCUUUCCUCUCAGUCUGCUGCUCGGCACUCGACGCCUAGCUAUGAAUUACCACUCCGUGGUGCACCCCCACCCAAGCCACUUACUCAACGCCAGCUGCAAGAUUUGCGUGAACACCACGCUAAGCAAGAUCAAGCCGCCAAAGAAAAGAAGGCAAGUGAAGACACGGCAUGGAUGCGCAGGACUGGAGUGGACCCAGCUACUGGCAAAAGAAAGCCAAGGGACAACGACUCUAGUAGCAGUGAUUCUCCCAUCCGUCGUGUGGAGUCUCCAGAGCCAUACCCUGCCCAUUGGACCGCGGAGGAGCGGAUCAAUCAUGAACGACUACUCAAAGAAGGCGUUCGAGCAGUGGUUUCUGAGCCUCAUCGGCUAGACAAGGAAAAAAUCGUCACUCACAAGGACUAUGUGACAGUCGCUUGGGAUACUUGCAAGAACAUCGACAUUCCCUGGCAUCUAUUCAGAAUCAACGAUCCUAAUUCCCCUUCCUAUUCAGGCAAAAUCCAGAAGCGUGUUGGAUACAACACUUCGGGGAAGGAAGUUGAAAUGAUGAUGAACGUCUAUCCAAUCACUGCUUUCCCAGAUAAGGAGGUUUAUCAGUAUGAGAUCAACACUCUGCACGGCACAGUCAACGAGACCGACAGACGGAUCCUCCGCAAAUGUUGGAACAGUGAAACUCGUAAGGAGCGUAUUCCCGAUGGUAUUUGGGAUGGUGGGCGAAUCUGCUGGUCGCUCCAAAAGUUCAACGGGUGGAAUGAAGAGCUCGUCUUCAAGAGUGACUAUGCCCGGGCACUUCCAACUGCAGCAACAGAGGAUGAAUUCAAGAAGAACCCCAAGCUGCGAAUGGUGGUUAUCCCAAAGCGUAGACUUCAGCUUUCGCGGAUCAAGGACUGGCUCCAAGAAAAACAGGAGCUUGAUCAACUCGUGAUCGAGUCUUUGAGUUUCCUUGAUCAUUUGCUCCGUGAAUGGCCCACAAGGGAGUUUGUUGCUAUCAAGCGAGCUUUCUUUUUCGACAAGAUCGAGAAUGAUGAGUCCGCCAAGCAUGAAUUCUAUCGACCUCUGGCCAACAUGGGUGCCUCCGUUUAUCGGGGCAUUUACCAGGCGAUCCGGCCGACUCCAACUGGCUUGGCUCUCAACGUGGAUGUCGCUCACUGCGUUUUCUUCUCUCGCAUUAGCUUGAUGGGAUACAUGAUGAGCGCCAACAACUUUGCCGACAAGCAAACUCUGGUGAGCAGGCUUAUUCCAGAGAAAGAUCAGUUCGGAGGAGCAAAGGAAACCAGAUGGUUCGCUCAGGUCAACAGGAAGAUUCAAGGUCUUCGGGUGGCCCCCAACUAUGCAGGCUGCCCAUUCAAGAUGAAGAGCUUCAUUGUCAAAGGCAUGCUUCUGGCUCGGCCUAGAGAUUACAACAUUCAAUACUUUGACAAAGCUGAAGGAAAAACCACCCCUAUGAACCUUGAGGAAUACUUCAUGAAGCGGUACAACGUUCGCUUGGAAUUUCCCAACAUGCUUCUCGUCCAGAUGACGAAGGAUGAUGUCCUGUACCCAGCCGAGUUCUUGGUCAUCAAGAGUCUCCAGCGAUAUCGUUACAAGCUCAGCGAAAUAGAAUCAGCACAAAUGAUUCAAUGGUGUGCCACUCGGCCCCCCAAGCGCUUGGAAAAUGCCCGCCAGGCCAAAGAAAUGCUGCAGCACAAAAACGAUCCGGUUCUGAAGGCCUACGGCAUGAAGAUCAGUGAGACGAUGCUAAAAACCAAGGCGCGACUGCUUCCUAGCCCAGAAAUUCAGUUCGGUGGCAAUCGAAAGCAUAACCCGGGGCACCUGGGCAGUUGGGAUCUUCGAGGCAAGAAGUUCUACAAGGGUAACGAGAAAGGACUUGCGCGCUGGGGUGUGGGAUUCUACGCCGGACAUCGCAAGUCAAUCAACAUGGAACAGACUCAGCUGUGGGCUGAGCAGUUUAUCAAGAUCUACAAAGCCAUGGGUGGGGAGGUCCUUGAAAGGCCAAUUCUCAAGGCCUUGAACGAAGAUGUCGGAAGCAGCGUGAAGAAGCUUUACGACGAUAUUGGCACGCGCUUCAACGGCGAGCCCCAACUCAUGAUUUUUAUCGUCCCUGACAAGGACUCAUGGGUCUACCACCGCAUCAAGAGAUCCGCCGACUGUCGCUAUGGAACCCCAUCUCAGGUUCUUCAGUCCGCUCACUGCAUCACCAACAAGCCACAGUAUCACGCGAAUGUGCUGAUGAAGGUGAACGCCAAGCUCGGUGGAAUCACUGCUCGCGCUGUGCCCAAGAGCAAGUCAUCUAGCGUGCGCCCAGGCACCAUGAUCAUCGGAGCAGAUGUUACUCACCCAAUGAUGGGAGUGUGGACACCGUCGUUGGCGGCCAUGUCCGUGUCAGCCAACGCCAGCGCCACCCGUUACAUGGGCAACUGUGAGACAAACGGCGACAGGGUGGAGAUUAUCCGCGACAAGGUGGCCGAGUACAUCUUGCACCCCAUGGUUGCUGAAUGGAAAGCCACUGUCGGAGAGGGCAAGGCUCCGCAAUUGGUCUACUACUUCCGCGACGGUGUCUCUGCCUCUGAGUACCACCGAGUCCUCAAGGAAGAGGUUCCGGCCAUCCGCUAUUCUAUUGCCCAUGCAUGCAACGCUCCUGUCUGGAAUGGCAAGAUGUGUGUGGUGGUUGCCAACAAGCGACACAACCUCCGGGCAUUCCCCGAUCCCAAGAAUCGACAGAGCUCGGAUCCCAAUGGCGCCCCUUUGCCAGGUACUUUGAUCGACAGGGAUGUCCUCAGUCCUCAUAAUUGGGACUUCCUCUUGUACAGCCACAUCGCUUUGCAAGGCACUCCUCGUCCAGUGCACUACCAUGUCCUGAUGGAUGAAAUAGGUCUGAAGCCAAAUGACUUGGAGAACAUGAUCAACGAUCAUUGCUACCAGUACAUCCGUUCCACGACAUCGGUGUCGGUUCAUCCGGCAAUUUACUAUGCCCACUUGAUCUCUGUUCGUGCCCGUCACCACGAAGACGUGCCGAUCACCUCUGGUCCUCAAAGCGGCCCAGAAGUCAAGACGACCAACCCCAAGCCUAAGGAGCCUCGGGCCAAGCGACUGCUUCCGAUGGAGGGCACCUCCAACCGACUUGCUCUGGGCAUGUGGUACAUCUAG
Molecule: messenger RNA, 3261 nt
Organism: Penicillium olsonii
Lineage: Eukaryota; Fungi; Ascomycota; Eurotiomycetes; Eurotiales; Aspergillaceae
Source: the annotation of a GenBank genome assembly